Messenger RNA from Rattus norvegicus (Norway rat), 1911 nucleotides. RefSeq names its product alpha 1,3-galactosyltransferase 2 (gene A3galt2). Gene Ontology annotation, biological process: carbohydrate metabolic process. Gene Ontology annotation, cellular component: membrane; Golgi cisterna membrane. Gene Ontology annotation, molecular function: hexosyltransferase activity; N-acetyllactosaminide 3-alpha-galactosyltransferase activity. The record is from RefSeq and is marked provisional. Lineage: Eukaryota; Metazoa; Chordata; Mammalia; Rodentia; Muridae.
UUUCGAGCAGGUCAUUUCUUCUAUCUCUCUGGGCUGGAAAAAACUGCAUGGCAGGUUUUCACCACUGACUUCUCCCCAUGGCUCUGGAGGGACUCAGGGCCAAGAAGAGACUCCUGUGGCGACUCUUCCUGUCUGCGUUUGGUCUCCUAGGCCUGUACCAUUACUGGUUCAAGAUUUUCAGGCUCUUUGAAGUGUUCAUCCCCAUGGGCAUCUGCCCUAUGGCCAUCAUGCCUCUGCUAAAGGACAAUUUCACCGGAGUGCUGCGUCACUGGGCCCGGCCUGAAGUCCUGACCUGUACCUCUUGGGGAGCCCCAAUUAUCUGGGAUGAGACCUUCGACCCACACGUAGCUGAGCGAGAGGCGAGACGGCAGAACCUUACCAUUGGACUGACUGUCUUUGCGGUAGGCAGGUACCUGGAGAAGUACCUGGAGCACUUCCUGGUAUCGGCAGAGCAGUACUUCAUGGUCGGCCAGAACGUGGUGUAUUAUGUGUUUACCGACCGACCGGAAGCAGUGCCCCACGUGGCUCUAGGCCAGGGUCGCCUGCUGCGGGUGAAACCAGUGAGAAGAGAGAAGCGCUGGCAGGACGUGUCAAUGGCUCGCAUGCUCACGCUACACGAGGCUCUGGGAGGGCAGCUGGGCCGAGAAGCUGACUAUGUGUUCUGCCUGGACGUGGACCAGUACUUCAGCGGUAACUUCGGACCCGAGGUGCUGGCAGAUUUGGUGGCACAGCUGCACGCCUGGCACUUCCGCUGGCCUCGGUGGAUGCUGCCCUACGAGAGGGACAAGCGGUCGGCUGCCGCGCUGUCGUUAAGCGAAGGCGAUUUCUACUACCACGCCGCGGUGUUCGGGGGCAGUGUGGCGGCUCUGCUCAAGCUGACGGCUCACUGUGCGACUGGCCAACAGCUGGACCGUGAGCAUGGCAUUGAGGCACGCUGGCACGACGAGAGCCACCUCAACAAGUUCUUCUGGCUGAGCAAGCCCACCAAGCUGCUGUCGCCAGAGUUUUGCUGGGCAGAGGAAAUUGGCUGGAGGCCAGAGAUCCACCACCCUCGUCUGAUCUGGGCACCCAAGGAGUACGCACUGGUGCGAACCUAGCAGGCCACCCUGGCCAGGCGGGCACAGGAACGUCUUUGGCACUGCGAGUGUUGAAUGGAAUUGCAAAAUGUUUCAAAAGCACGAAGUCAGAGCCAGUUACACUGCCUUUGGAAGGGGGACUUCGGAACUCAGAGGUACUGUGCCUGGGGCCGUACACCCUUGUCAGCUGGCCAGAGAGCCUUUUUGCUCCAACCAGAUGCAAAUUAUGGAAAGGCAAGAGUUUGUCAGCUUACUUUGCCUACAAGGCCUUCCUUAGCCCUUGGUAAUGGUUGGUGUCUCAGCUUCUGUCCGGACCUUAGGUUUGACAGCUGUCUGGAGCCAUUCCUGUGACCAGGACCUGCAGAUUCUCUUCUCUUGCUCUUCACGGUCUUCUGUUCUACUUCAGCCCCCAGCUCUCCAUUCUCUGCCUGUGCUAACAUGCAGCUCCCUGUCUGCAUUUGUUCAACUGCUUCUUCCUCCGUCAUCAGGAAGGUUUCCAUUCCUGCAGCUGGGCUGGCUUCCUGACCCAAUGAGCACUUCCCCUUCAGCUCCCAAGCAGCUGGCUGCCUUGCUGCUGUUGUAGUGUGGCUGGCAGACCACUCGGUUGUCACGGCCUCUGCCACCACCACGGCUGUCUCUUCAUGUUCCUAGACAGCCCUCAGCCUUGGCAAGGCCAUUCAAGGGAAGCCUCUUGUGGGACCCUUCAGCUCGGUCGGUGUCAUGUAGGAGCACGGGAGAGUGUCGGCUCUCCUCCCCAACCCCAUCCCUGCAUGCUAGCUCACUAAGGGCAGCUGAUCAUCUAGUUUUACAGCCAUAAAAGAGGUGUUUAAGCCAA